ACAUCUCGCUAACGCCGACGUCGGGAUUUACACAUUUUUCCUGCAUGUGCAAAGUGUGCAAGUGCGAAAAUGGCGUGCGAUUUCACAUAUAACAAGUGUCUAAAGUGAAACAUAGAGAUGUGUAUCAAACUACAAUUGUCGUGGAGUUGUUAUAAUAUCGAACUGAAUCGGACUUUGUUCAAAAUACUCACAGCAAUAAUCGAAACACAGUGAUCUCAAAUCAUUACUCAAUAGAAUAAACAUUAAUUAUAUAAUCAACUGAAUUAAGUCUAAUUAAAUAUAGUAUAUCGGCUGUGCAAGUAACAUUAAUACAACAUUUGGAAAAACUGUGACUAUGUGACAAGUGAUUCUUGGACAUACCAGUGCUUCACAUCAAAAGUGGAUUACAGUGAAACUAAUAUCGACGCGGAGGUUUAAAAAUAGUUCAAAAAUAUUGGAUAUAGUGAAUGUGAUAGUGCAAGUAUGGCGUAUAAGUGUAGAGAAGACAUAGUUGGAAAAAGGUUUUUGUCUAUCAGCGGAUUUGCGAAGUUGAAGUCCAAGAAAGUUGGAGAGUGGGGCUGGAGAGGUGGAGUUAUCAGGGCCGCUACUCAUAGGGAUAACAAGAAUCCUGAUCUGCAGGGUUGCAUGACGUACUUAUGUUUCUUGCGUACUAGACGAAAGUUCCAUCUUUGA
This is a messenger RNA of Acanthoscelides obtectus, 672 nucleotides long. The record is from the annotation of a GenBank genome assembly. NCBI's taxonomy places the organism in Eukaryota, Metazoa, Arthropoda, Insecta, Coleoptera, Chrysomelidae.